AAGGUAAAAAUUCAAAAGUACGGCGCCGAUCAAUAAUCCCAAUCCACUUUGUUCCCAGUUGCCGCAUCUUCCACUUCAAAACCCAGAACCCAAACCCAAAACCCAAAAGCUCUUCAACCUGCUUGAGCUAAAACAUCCCUCAAGAUCCACCGUAGCUCGCCUCCUCCUGUUAUUGCCACGGAAAAGUUGGUCUGCUUUGUGGAAGAGAUGCCUUCAAUGGCUGCAAAUAAUCUCCCACGCAAGAAUGAUACUUGUAAUAAUAACCAUACUCAGAGCAUUGAAGCUGCAAAAGGGGACUUCGUUACCAGGAGGCAGAGGAUUCAACAGCAGAGAAAAUCUCUCCCAAUAGCUUCAGUUGAAAACCUACUUGUGGAGGAGGUCCGGAAUAAUAACACACUCAUUGUUGUUGGUGAAACGGGGAGUGGCAAGACUACACAGUUGCCUCAGUAUCUUUUCUAUGGGGGAUUUUGCCGUGAUGGGGGUGUCAUUGGCAUAACUCAACCUAGACGAGUUGCGGCUGUAUCAGUCGCAAAACGGGUUGCUGAGGAAUGUGGUGUGGCUCUGGGCCAAAAGGUUGGAUAUGCUAUUAGGUUUGAUGAUAUGACCUCAGCCUCAACAAGAAUCAAGUACAUGACUGAUGGAUUGCUAUUGAGGGAAGCAUUAUUGGACCCGUGUCUCUCGAAGUAUUCAGUUAUUAUUGUAGAUGAGGCUCAUGAGAGAACAGUUCACACUGAUGUGUUGCUUGGUCUACUGAAGAGUGUGCAGAAAACAAGGUCCAGUGUCAGUAAAGUAAUGAAUGGUCAUGCCCAGAAUGGGUUGCUAAUGGGAGCAGAAAAUGAUAAGAGUUUCUUGAUGCCAUGCCAUGGCAAGAAAUUAUCACCACUAAAGUUAAUUAUCAUGUCUGCUAGUUUGGAUGCACGGGUUUUUUCUGAGUACUUUGGUAGUGCAAGAGCUGUUCAUGUCCAGGGCCGACAGUAUCCAGUUGAUAUACUAUAUACGCAUCAGCCUGAGUCAGAUUAUCUAGAUGCAGCAUUGAUAACCAUAUUUCAGAUACAUUUGGAGGAGAGUCAUGGUGAUAUACUUGUCUUCCUGACUGGGCAAGAAGAGAUUGAAUCUGUUGAGAGGCUUGUCCAUGAGCGCCUGCGACAACUACCUGAAGGCAACCAGAAGCUUUUAACUUUUCCAAUAUUUUCAUCUCUUCCCUCAGAGAAACAGAUGAAAGUUUUUAUGCCUGCACCUCCUGGAUUUCGGAAGGUAAUAUUGGCCACUAAUAUUGCUGAGACAUCGGUGACAAUACCUGGGAUCAGAUAUGUUAUUGAUCCUGGUGUGGUCAAGGCCCGAAUCUAUGACGCUGAUGCAGGAAUAGAAUCUUUGGAUAUUGUGAAAACCUCAAAAGCACAGGCUCUUCAAAGGAGGUUCAGUUCCUGCCAUCUUUUCUUGCUUUCUCAUCAAUAUUGCAAAUGGGCAACAGAUUUGUAUUUACAGGCCCAGGGGAUUUUGACAUCUAAGAAGCUAUACUGCAGUGGACGUGCAGGCCGUGAAGGACCUGGGAAAUGCUACCGUCUCUAUCCAGAGUCUGAAUUUGAUAAAUUUGAAGAUUCUACGACACCAGAAAUCAAAAGAUGUGACCUCUCAAAUGUUAUUUUGCAGCUCAAGGCUUUGGGAAUUGAUGAUAUUGCAGGGUUUGACUUCAUUGACAAACCAAACAGGACUGCAAUAAUUAGAUCCCUGGAGUCAUUAUUCUUAUUAGGUGCUUUAACGGAAGAAAGUAAACUCACUGAUAUAGUUGGACACCAAAUGGCGAGGCUGCCGCUAGAACCUGUGUAUUCUAAGGCUCUCAUUCUUUCAAGUCAGCUCAAUUGCUUGGAAGAAAUGUUGAUUGUUGUUGCAAUGCUUUCUGUGGAAUCUAUAUUUUAUGCUCCUCGUGAAAAGUUGGAAGAGUCACGAGCUGCAUUGAGGUGCUUCUCAAGUCCAGAGGGGGAUCAUUUAACUUUGUUAAAUGUCUUUCAUGCUUCUAAUGAAUUCGUGGUAAAGAACAAGUUGACCCACAGUAAAGAAAAAGCUGAGAAGAACCUAAGGAAAUGGUGCAAGGAUAAUUUCAUUAACAGCCGGUCCUUGAGGCAUGCUCGGGAUGUUCACAGUCAAAUACAGAGAAAUGUUGAACAAAUGGGGCUUCGCAUCACUUCAUGUGGAGAUGACAUGCUUGUAUUCCGCAGAUGUCUAGCUGCUUCCUUUUUUCUUAAUGCAGCUUUAAAGCAGCCAGAUGGUAUGUACAGGAUUUUGUCAAGCGGUCUGAUGGUCCAAAUUCACCCUUCUUCUAUCUUAUUCCGGAGUAAACCAGAGUGUAUCAUUUUCGAUAAAUUAGUGCGAACCAAUAAUAAUUACAUUCGCAACAUCUGUAGGAUAGAUUACUUGUGGUUACCUGAGUUGGCUCCACAAUGCUAUGGCUUGCAGUAAUAGAGCUUUUGAUACCCUAAGGAUGUUGCAUGGGUCUCAACUUUGAAUGUAGCCAAACUACCAUUUCGUGACCUAAGGGUUCUCUGUCUCUAAAGCAAACUAUACGCUCUAGUAUAGUCCUCAAGUACAACAAGAACGUAAACGUGUUUCUCUGCAAAUCAUGCUGCCAGUCUUUGGCAGAUCGAGGUCUCCUAGCAUGAAUCGUCUAGUGUGAAGGUUUGAGAUAUUUACAAGUUUCUGAUGGCCUGGAGCCCUAGACUAGAAUUUUGUGGACACUAUAUUCUCCCAUGGUUCUGGAUGGAAGGAGUACAAAAAACUCGAGGCCUCUCCUACCUGCAAGAUCUCAAGUGCAGUAACUUUACCAAGACCUGAAUGUGGUUUUUUAAAUGGACUUGCAUACUGCCCCCCUUGGCUUCAGACCUGUCACAGUGGCAUCAUAUUUGUUCACAAUUUGUGGAGACAAUAAUGCUAUUAAUGUAUCAUACUCUGAGGAACUACAUGAAACCACGAGGUUCUUGAACUUGGCAAUUCAGAACUCGUUUGCACCAUCUUAACAUUUUCCAUGUAUACUACUCUCUUCUAAACAUUAAUUGAUCAUGAAUUUCACAUUAACUGAA
This is a messenger RNA of Coffea eugenioides, 3074 nucleotides long. RefSeq names its product pre-mRNA-splicing factor ATP-dependent RNA helicase DEAH10-like. Gene Ontology annotation, molecular function: RNA binding. Gene Ontology annotation, biological process: positive regulation of transcription by RNA polymerase I. The record is from RefSeq and is a predicted model, not a curated record. NCBI's taxonomy places the organism in Eukaryota, Viridiplantae, Streptophyta, Magnoliopsida, Gentianales, Rubiaceae. The transcript is spliced from 15 exons. Bases 208 to 2457 code for a protein of 749 amino acids. Gene Ontology annotation, cellular component: intracellular anatomical structure; nucleolus.